AUGCGUGUGUCUUUUGGGACGAGUGACUCACUUAAAUUAUGUGCGAAAUUUACAGAUUCCUCUGCCUUAGUCAUGUCAGAAAAUUUGUACUUCUGUCUUUGGGAAAAAGAGCCUCAUCAGAAGAGUACAGUUCAGAGAGUAAUUCGGCGAUUUACACCCCUGCAUUGUUCGGCACGAAGUCCAAUUACCGGUGUCAAUAGCCAUGGGAGAAACUCAGGAAUGAAAAAUUUAAUGCAAGAGCACAUACCCUUUUGAGUGCUACGGAAUAACAGUUACUGGGCCAGUUUUUUCUUUCUGUGUUUGAUGUCAACCUGGACCUUACAAUCUGAAAAAAAGAGUUUUUGACAUAGACUAAUGUUGGUGGCAUGAAAGGUCUAGAACGGAAUAUGGCCACCAAAGAUAUUUUUCCAAGGACUCGAGAGAGUUAGUUGAUACCCGAGUAGAGCUGACCAAGUGAUGGUACUUUCGUUAGAUCAUUGGCCAAGGGUUGGCUGAUUGAUGUAAAACAUUUGAAUAUUACAGCGGUUGAACCACCUCGGUAAAAGUACAAUAGAGACCGUGGGUAAGGAGCUUCGCCAUUUAAGGACCAUCUUGGCGAGGUUGGAGUGUUCGUUUGCUAAGCAGGAGGCUAAGCUGGACAGGCCCCUCAGUAUUCAGUAUUAUGAGUGGGCCAAUACCACAGACACCACAUUGAACGCCUCAGAUGCCUCAUUUGUUUCACCCUACAUGAAUUGCACUACAUCCUUGGAUGAGAUUCUAUCACCCCCGGCUGUGUUAGGGCAGAAGGAGAUGCCAGUAGACCUGCACCAAUUUGUUGUGCCAGCCCAAAGCAGAGCUUUAGCAGAAUUAGCGGACAAUCCCAUAGAAAAAAGAACCAAUACUGGUUCAGUUGCAAUUGAGGGCAACAUUAAUGUCCAGCUGUCCAGAAUGGAUUUCACUCAUGCACAGGCUGCUCACAAGCCUACAGCCAUGGCACUUCACCUAGUGGACCAUCUUUUUAAAAAAGAUGUGUUGUUUAAAUCAACUGUCCAUGGAACAAAGGAGUAUGCUCCCCCAGACCAAGACAUAAUUACUGCAAUUAGAGCUGAAGUACAGACAGCAUUUGCAUACCAGAGCCACGGUGUCAAUGCCCACCUCCACAUGUGGGACCAGUGGCAAGCAACAGAUGCUCUAAAUGAUGGUUGUGAGGAGAGGCUUACAGAUGGUAACAAAGACCUGAUGCAGUUCUUUGAAGAAAUAAUCAAGUGUUUGUCAGAAGAAAACUAUGGCCAAUGUUCAACCAAUACAGACAAGUGGAUACAACUUUCAAGAGUUUUUUGUGAGAUAUGUGGACAAUUGGGGAACAUGCAGGGCAAUGGUGGUAUACAUGAUGAUGAGCCUGAGUUGUAUUCUGGCUCAAGAUGCAAUACCAUUUAUGUAGAUUCCACUGUAAGCUCUCAGCUUGGAGCCACAGGGCAUGGUUCUGAAUGUGAAAGCCUCCUUCUUGAUGAGAAAGUAGAGAAAAAAGAAAGAGAUCAGGACCCUCGACCAACUGACACCUUGUCUUAUGAUAAAGUAGAGAAUUGGCUACAGUUCACCUGCUCUGCCAAUGGCUUGCCAUCUCUGUCUCCUUAUAUUCCAGAAUCAUCAGACUCAGAUCACAAUGAUACUCUUACAUUGCUUAAUUGUGUGGAGUCUGCAAGAGCCAUUCUGGAAGGAAGAAAGAAAAGAAGAAGAGUAACAAAUUGGUGGAGUAGGGGAGGAAAACAUGAAGAGGAAGAAGGAGAGAAGCAAAUCUCAAGACGAGAUGGGGCAAAGAAAGACUACAAAGUUGAGAAAUGGCUGAAGGUUGUCUGCGCUGCUAAGGGCUUGUCUGCUGGUGAAUUGACGUCAUUUCUGUCUUGUAAUGUUCCCUCAAGUUUAGAUGCAGCUCAUAACGAUGAGCUUUCAUUGCUAAAGGGUGUAGAGACUGUAAGAGUUAGAUUACCAGGAAGAGGAGAAAGAGAGAGAGAUGCAAAAUCUUCUUACAGUGGAGAGAAAAAUGAUGUCCAACUUUUCAAAGGCGACCACCAAGACGUGGCAAAGCAGGCAGAGGCUUGAGCAGCCAUAAGCAAUCAUGAAAAAAAAAAACUCAUCACGAUGAAAACUUAGUUUGUGUUAUUUUAUGUGUAAACACCUCGAGCAUCUCUUACGCUUCGUUCGUGCUCCCCAACUAUCCGCGUGUAUCCUGAAUUGGAUUGAAGCUCGCUAGACAUUGUCCAUUCCUUAACUUUUCCAUAAUAUUUUAGCCAAUCAGAGCGCGCGUUAGAAUGUAGCUAUGUUAUAAUAUAGGAUGCAACAGACAAUUUUGAAAACAUGUACUUUCGUUACCGAUUGUCAUUAAAGUUAAACUUAAUUAAA
Messenger RNA from Pocillopora damicornis (cauliflower coral), 2379 nucleotides. RefSeq lists its product as uncharacterized. The record is from RefSeq and is a predicted model, not a curated record. Lineage: Eukaryota; Metazoa; Cnidaria; Anthozoa; Scleractinia; Pocilloporidae.